Molecule: messenger RNA, 906 nt
Organism: Octopus bimaculoides (California two-spot octopus)
Lineage: Eukaryota; Metazoa; Mollusca; Cephalopoda; Octopoda; Octopodidae
Product: lachesin-like
Biological process (GO): synapse organization
Cellular component (GO): neuron projection membrane
Source: RefSeq, a predicted model, not a curated record
AUGCAGAACGGGGGUAAAUGUACUCAUGAGAGUGAAGGAGCUAAUAGCAAAAAUAAUUACAAGAUAUUUAGUUUAAUAACAACUUAUAAUUACACUUUAUGGUAUAAUAUAAGAAUUCUAUCAUUAUUAGAACCAGACAAACCUCGAAAUGAUCCAGCAAUCACCAUAUCAGGCAAAUCGUAUGUUGACAAGGAUUUAGCCAUUAGACUAACGUGCAAUGCAAGUGGUUUGUCUCACCCACAAGUUGCAGAUUGGUUCAAAGAUGGACAGAAAAUCAACGCAAAUAAAAUAAAGCAAAUAUCCAUAACCGGAAGUUCGUCAUACGAAACCGGAACGAUAUCGAGCACGCUGGUCAUAAAACACAGCAAACUCACAGAUCAAGGAACGUACAUCUGUCGAACCUCUGAGUCUCUUGUAACCAGUAUGAAAGUAAAUGUGCUAGACGCACAGAAAACUACACAAGCGGACUCGAAUAAUGUCAAAAGAGAGGAAGCGAAGGAGACUUCUGGAAGGUCCAUUGAAGGUACAGCUCAAUCUGCGAGUGGUCAAGACAGCUUCCGACAAGCUUUAACCUUUACGUUGGUGUUAGCUUUUGGACUAAGCACUUGUCAAUUCAUCGUUCAUUAACAUCAAAUGAAUGGAAAUUUUUAACAAAAUUGGCGUGGGCUAUGUUGUUGUUUUUUUAUUAUUAUUAUUACUACUACUAUUAGACUGCCGGUGUGCAAAAGAAAAAAUUUUUUAAAAAUUUUAAGGAACAGCUUUCCAUGAAAGCUGUUUCAGAAUUGGUGAGUUAAUUUAACAACCAAUGAAAUGAAGGAAGAAUAACAGAGUUUCAUAAACCAAAAGUAAAAUGGAAAAAUAUACCUAAGUAUAUAUAUAUAUAUAUAUAUAUAUAUAUAUAUAUAU